GUAAUUUCUGCGUGCGCCAUCAUGCCUUCUGCCAUUGCUCAAGGGGAUGACCUGUGGGUCGCUAUCAAGCAGAUCUCGCAAUCAACUUCGGAUUCGGAUUAUAUCGAGCAGCUUGUGCCGGUAAUGAAAGAUGCGCGUUACAACAACCAACUUAUUCAAUCCCUUGAUGCUUUCUCCAAGGACCGUGAGGAUGAAAUCGAGAAGAUAUGCAACGCCAAUCAUCAGGAAUUCGUGAGCUCUGUGAACUCCCUUCUGCAGGUGCGGCAGGGCACGGUCGACAUGACCGACGAGAUUCUGGCCCUCAAUGCGUCUAUCCAGGAAAGCAUCGAUAAACUUGCCGAGCAAAAGAAGGCCCUCGUUGACUCAAGAGGCGUGCGCCAAAAUCUCAACGAGGCUAAUGAAGCCUUGACUGCUUGUUUGGAAGUGUUGCGCCUCGCAAACCAGGUCUAUGAUCUUCUUAAGGAGAAGAACUAUUAUGCUGCGUUGAGGUCGCUGGACGAGCUGCAGACGAUCCAUUUGAGAGGUAUCAGCCGGUACAAGAUCGCAGAUUGGAUCGACAAGAACGUUCCUAUGGUGCGAGAGCAGAUAAGAGAUGCUGUCAAGGCGGAUUUGAGUAGCUGGCUCUACAAGAUUCGAGAGUCUUCACAGUUCCUUGGGGAGGUAUCCUUUUACCACACCGAUGUCCGUCGAACCAGGAAUCAGAAACGAGUCGAAGGAGACCCCCGAUUCGCAAAAGCGAAACUGAAUUCCGCCCUUGAAUUAGUGGCAGACGAGACUGACGAAUUCGAUGUUUUGAACAAUGAGGAAGCGGGGAACGAAACCGAUUUCACACCCUUGUUCGAAGCCAUGCACAUCUAUGAUACCCUGGGGAAACGAGAACAGCUGAAGACAGAAUACACUAGCGAUCGAAAAGAACAGUGUAGACUACUGGUAGAGCGACGAGGCUUGAACUUGCUUGACGAAGAAUGCGGAGAUCUUAGCAGUUUGCUAGAAAGCAUUGCAGGGUUUGCCAUUGUGGAAAAGACGACUAUGUCUAGGACGACCAAUCUGCGACUACAGGCUGAUGUCGAUGAGUUAUGGGAUUUCAUGUGCAAAGAAGCAAUUAACCUCAUCGAAAAAGCCCUUCCGGCUGUGGACAACGACGAGCUCAUCUUGGAGAUCAAGGGACGAGUCUCACUUUUCAUGUUGACAAUGGAGAAAUGGGGAUAUCCCGUCUCGCGGAUGAAUGAUUUACUACUCACCCUCUUCGAGAAAUACUCUCAGCUUCUCAAAGCGCGCUUCAGCGAAGACUUCCAGGAGAUUGUGGCCACAGACGACUACAUGCCUAUGCCUAUAAACAGCAUCGAGGAAUACGAUAAAGUUGUCACCUUAAGCUGGUAUACACCAGAUGUAGAACGCGAGGAGCUCACUUUACCUUGCGUCCUGCCCUUUUCGCAAAUGUAUCCACUAUGCUGCAUCGACAUCCGCCAGCUUCUCAACAAAAUCUACUUCUUCAAGGAUGAUAACUUCCACAACGAACCCGUCAUUGACGAAACACUUCGAACAACCAUAGACCAUCUGCUAUGCAACGACGUCUGCCAAUCGCUCCUCGAUCGCCUAUCUUCCCAAUACCCCGGCCAAAUCGUCCAGAUCCUGACCAACCUGACAUACUUCGAGACGGCCUGCUCGGAGCUAGAAACCGAUCUCUUCGAAGCCCGCUCCUCGCCUUCCCUCACCAGCAUGCACCCAGUCCCGCUAGCCGCGACCGAAAAGUUCAAAAACGCCAAAAAAGCAGCAUCCGACCGCAUCUUCGAGCUCGUCAACAGCAAGAUCGACGACCUGAUCGAAAUCGCCGAAUACGACUGGAUGACGCGCGAAGCGCAAACCGAGCCUAGCGAAUACAUGCUCGAGCUCACGCGCUACCUCUCCAACAUCAUGUCCUCGGUCCUCCUCGCACUCCCCACCGAAAUCAAGGAAUUCAUUUACUUUGAUGCGCUCAGUCAUGCCAGUACUUCGAUUCUUGGGCUGCCGCUCGCCGCUCGCCGCAUCUCGCCUUCUGCCGUGAAGACGCUGGCGACUGAUACGCGAUAUCUGUGCUCUUUUGUCGAGGGGCUCGGAAAUCCGAUUCUGAUGGAGAAUCUGGAUGAAUUGAGUCAGACGGUGGCGCUCAUGGGCACGGAGAACAGCGACGAGUUUUUCGAUGUCGCACAGCGAAAUAGGAAAUAUGGAAAAGUGGAUAGUAUGAAGGGGGCAAUCUUACUGGAGAAGGUACAGGAAGGUGCUCAGGUUGUUGCUCAGAGCAGCGUCAAAGCACCGGAGAAGGAUAGAUUUGGUACGUUGGGAAGCAGAUUUGGAUUAGGGCGGUCGUAG
Molecule: messenger RNA, 2349 nt
Organism: Periconia digitata
Lineage: Eukaryota; Fungi; Ascomycota; Dothideomycetes; Pleosporales; Periconiaceae
Source: the annotation of a GenBank genome assembly